AUGGACAAAGAUUGCGACAUGGUAUAUAAGAACAUCUCUGACCUUUACAAAUCCGAAGAAUUUAAGACCUACGACAACUUUGUUUCGUUAGUUGCAAAAUGUGUUUGGGAAAUAAGAGAUAAAGAUAGUAGGGGUAAGGUAUGGAACGAACAAAUAAAACCCGCUAUGUUUGAGAUGAAGAAAACCAUUGACGCCUUGGUUGUUUUAGCAGGUAAGGUUUCAGAAUAUAACGCAAAAAUGAACCCGCAAUGUUCAAAAUGUAAAGCAGCAAUGAGGAAAUAUAACUACUCCGUCAAAGAGAUAGAACGUAUGCGAAACGACUAUGCAGAUUUAAAGAAAGAAGCAGAAAAACCAGCAGAAGAUAAAAUGAACAUGUUAGAAUUUCUGAACAAAAACUAUCCAACAGCAGAAGAUUUCCUUCUAUCUGACGUCAAGAAGAAAUAUAAAGAAACCUUCGGUAUCGUUAAAACUUUUGACAUACUAAAAGAAGAAAUAGAAGCUACGAAAUUGUUUAGAGUCAUGAACCAUCGCAACAUAUACCAUGUAAAACGCUUGUAA
Trichomonas vaginalis G3 is the source of this 558-nucleotide messenger RNA. RefSeq names its product organellar and viral DNA polymerase type B. Lineage: Eukaryota; Parabasalia; Trichomonadida; Trichomonadidae. Bases 1 to 558 code for a protein of 185 amino acids. The transcript has a single exon. The record is from RefSeq and is a predicted model, not a curated record.